Messenger RNA from Racocetra persica, 299 nucleotides. Lineage: Eukaryota; Fungi; Glomeromycota; Glomeromycetes; Diversisporales; Gigasporaceae. The record is from the annotation of a GenBank genome assembly.
UUCAUAUGAUAGAAUUGAGAAUAAAUACGGUGAAAUUGAAAACAAUAGUGAUUUAGAAUUUGAAAAGAAAAUAGAAGAUGAACUUGAUGAACCUGAUACUAAAUAUGAAAAGGAUACUGAAGAUGAACUUGGUAUUGAAUUUAAUAUUGUUAGUGAAUCUGAACCUGAUACUGAGCAUAAAAAGGAUACUAAAAAUAGACCUGGUAUUGAAUUUGAAGAGGAUAUUAAUAUUCAAACAAUUGAGGCUACAGGAGUUCAGCCUAGUACUUUUAUAAUUGAUGCAAAUCCAAGUCUUGAAA